AAAUAUGAAAAUGGCGGCUUUGUGCAGUGAGUUUCGGGAUCUGGCAGAAAUAAAAAAACAGCUCAUAUCUGUGAUUUUAUUAUGUAAAGAGAGAGGACUUCUACACAGUGCGAAGUGGGCUUCUGAACUCGCAUUUGCCUUGAAACCACUUCCCAAAGAGAAAGUGCCACCUGCGCCUGAGUUUACUGAGGAAGAUGCUGAGGACCUAGAUGCACUGACUCUGGCCAAAUCCUACUUUGACUUGAAAGAGUAUGACCGUGCAGCUUAUUUUCUAAAAGCUUGCCGCAGUAACAAGGCCUAUUUUCUCUAUAUGUAUUCUCGUUACCUGUCUGGUGAAAAAAAGAAAGACGAUGAGACAGUUGACAGCCUAGGUCCUUUGGAAAAGGGUCAGGUGCGCAAUGAAGCCCUACGUGAACUUCGGGUUGAGCUUAGCAAGAAGCACACAGCAUCUGAACUUGAUGGCUUUACAUUGUAUUUGUAUGGAGUGGUACUGAGGAAGCUGGAUCUGCUGAAAGAAGCUGUAGAUGUAUUCGUAGAGGCCAUUCAUGCACUUCCUCUUCAUUGGGGAGCAUGGCUUGAGCUCAGUAACUUGGUCACCAGUACAGAAAUGUUAAAGUCACUGUCCCUGCCUGACUGCUGGAUCCGAGAGUUCUUUAUGGCGCACAUGUACACAGAGCUGCAGAUGAUCAAAGAGGCACUGCAGAAAUACCAGAGUCUGAUCGACGCCGGUUUCGCCAAAAGCACUUACAUCAUCUCACAGAUUGCUGUCGCCUACCACAAUAUCAGAGAUAUUGAUCAAGCCUUGGCCUUGUUUUACGAGUUAAGAGCUCAGGAUCCUUUCCGUAUUGACAACAUGGACACAUUUUCUAAUCUGCUCUAUGUUAAAGGAAUGAAGCCAGAGUUGAGCUUCCUGGCGCACAACUUAGUGGAGAUUGACAAGUACAGAGUAGAAACAUGUUGUGUAAUUGGCAAUUACUACAGUUUGCGCUCUCAGCAUGAGAAGGCAGCCUUGUAUUUCCAACGAGCUCUGAAGCUCAACCCUCGAUGCCUUGGCGCCUGGACCCUGAUGGGACAUGAGUAUAUGGAAAUGAAGAACACAUCUGCAGCUAUUCAGGCCUACAGGCACGCCAUUGAAGUGAACAAAAGAGACUACCGAGCUUGGUAUGGAUUAGGCCAGACAUAUGAAAUUCUGAAGAUGCCCUUUUAUUGUUUGUACUAUUAUAGAAAAGCUCAUCAACUCAGACCAAAUGAUUCACGCAUGUUGGUUGCCCUUGGUGAAAGCUAUGAAAGACUGUCACAACAAGUAGAAGCCAAAAAGUGUUACUGGAGAGCAUAUUCUGUGGGAGAUGUUGAGAAAAUGGCUUUACUCAAAUUGGCAAAGCUUCAUGAACAGUUGAAUGAGUCUGAUGAUGCUGCGCAGUGUUACAUGCUGUACAUCCAGGACAUUUUCUCCUGUGGGGAGCAAUUAGAGCAUGCAGAGGUUAGCACAGCCCUGCGGUACCUGGGCCAGUAUUAUUUUAAGAAUAAACUUUAUGACGAGGCAUCCCUGUGUGCUCAGCGCUGCUGCGACUACAAUGACGCUCGAGAGGAAGGAAAGGCUUUGCUGAGACAGAUUUCACAGGUCAGAGAUCAGAUUGAAACUCCAUCUGCAGAUCUAUUUGCUCCACUGUCAAACAACAACACACCUGUGAGGAGGCUGUCCCCCCUAAACCUCAUCUCUUUCACUCCCUGACAUUAAACA
Molecule: messenger RNA, 1741 nt
Organism: Periophthalmus magnuspinnatus
Lineage: Eukaryota; Metazoa; Chordata; Actinopteri; Gobiiformes; Gobiidae
Gene: cdc23
Product: CDC23 (cell division cycle 23, yeast, homolog)
Exons: 16
Coding region: 5-1732 (575 amino acids)
Biological process (GO): cell division
Cellular component (GO): anaphase-promoting complex
Molecular function (GO): protein binding
Source: RefSeq, a predicted model, not a curated record